UCGAAUUGUGAAAGUCUUACGCUGCGACACAGCAUCGUACAACCCCUGCCUUGUCCGCCUGUCCCCGACAAACAGAGAGCGCCAGUGGACAAGGAUCUCUACCUAUCUCAUCCCCUCAAUCACAGUACAAUUUCGAGGGACUUUUGACAGCCCCGUUUCGGUUGCUGGAGGAAUCUGUUAGCGUCCUUGUGAUCUGACUGGAGGGCAUCUGGAUUCUUGGUCCUGCACUGUGAAUAAAUACAGGAUUAGGGCUCUCUCAUUUCGGUGGUCAGACACUUCCAUCUGCUGUUGCACAUUUCUUCCUCUGUUCUUCGGUCUUGUUUGAUCUGGCAACCCAGUGCGUUUGCAUCCCAAGCUUCCUUGGACUCGAAACACAAGCAUUCUCUGUUAGAGCUCUUCACUUCCUUGUGACAAGAUGGUCAACUGGAAAGCCCCGGAGUCGACCGAUCGGCUCCUCGCAUCGUUGAUUGUGGCCCACCCCGGCCUGAAGCUGGACUACAAGGCUAUGGCAACAGCUUUCGGGCAGGGCGCAAGUUACGACUCCAUCGAAGGCCGCUUCCGGAAGUGGCGUAAAAUGGCCGACGAGCUUCGCGGCGAGCUGGAUUCGCGAGGCAUCAAUUUCACCGAGCUGCGGGCUCGCAACAGCUCGUCCGGCAUCUUGACCCCGCGGACCCCUCGAGGACCCCGCAACGGCGUGACCAAAGCCAGCCAGCCCACUCCAUCUUCGUCCCGCGCUCGCAGAGACGGCCGUACCAUCUCGCAGAAGACGCCGACCAGGCCCGCGAAGGGCGGUAGCAGUACCCGUACCCCUACCAGCCAUGGCGGCUCACUCGUGCAGGCGAUCUUUGUAGAAGAUAGCAUCGAGGAAGAGGACAAGAAGGAUCUGACGUUCAAGCGCGAGAGUAGCGAAGCAGUGCCCUACGGGCUCAUCACCCCAGUCAAGGAGCCCAACGACCUCAUGAUCGUGGACUCUCCUGCCACCGGUGGUCCUGGCGACACUGCCCUCGCUACCACCCGACAUGGCAACGCCCGGUCGGACAAGCGCGCGCAGAAGGCCCUUGUGCCUGACCUUCCGAUCAUCUCUGGCUUCGAGCACGGCGGCCAUGCGUCGUCGUCCAGUGUCGGUCUUCAUCACUCUUCCGGUUUCCAUCCCAUGGAUGACAUCCAGCAGCGGCUACACGGGCAUGUUUUUGCGUUCGAUCAUCUGUUGGACUCGGUCCCGUCUGGAUCGUAUCUUGGUGGCGAUGUCGUUUAGGAUCUUACGUUUUCGUGUUCUUACGCUUCGAUGUUCCAACCUUUAGGAGGGAUUGUCUCCGGCUCUCCCUGUUUACCCCCUACACGUUUUGUAUUUCUAUUCUGGAAAUGUUGUUCAAACUAUCAGCCACCCCACCCCGUACAGUGAUUAAGAAAGUGACGAGAGAAAGACUUUGUGUGUGGCUGAGCCGGCGUCAGUCUUUACAGCUGGCAAUGGGCGAGGGGGGGACAGUUGAUAGAUCAUAUGGCGGCUUGUCUCCAUGCAUCGGUGCAUGGGUCUAGAACAAGACAUGUUUGCCGCGGCGGCUGACUGACUUUUCAAGGUUCAUCCAGUUCAUGUGUGUAAAGGAUUGCAUCCUACGGAUAUGCUCAUGCAUGGUUCGGAAAGCCAAUCUUGUGAGUUUUUAUGUAGAAGAUAUGCAGAUAUACUCUCCGUAUCUAGCAUUAACUUACAUGAGUCGAG
This is a messenger RNA of Aspergillus aculeatinus CBS 121060, 1717 nucleotides long. RefSeq lists its product as uncharacterized. The coding region runs from base 416 to 1255 and encodes 279 amino acids. The transcript has 2 exons. Lineage: Eukaryota; Fungi; Ascomycota; Eurotiomycetes; Eurotiales; Aspergillaceae. The record is from RefSeq and is a predicted model, not a curated record.